Messenger RNA from Caenorhabditis remanei, 1137 nucleotides. RefSeq lists its product as uncharacterized. Gene Ontology annotation, biological process: signal transduction; peptidyl-serine phosphorylation. NCBI's taxonomy places the organism in Eukaryota, Metazoa, Nematoda, Chromadorea, Rhabditida, Rhabditidae. The transcript has 6 exons. Gene Ontology annotation, cellular component: cytoplasm; nucleus. The record is from RefSeq and is a predicted model, not a curated record. The coding region runs from base 1 to 1137 and encodes 378 amino acids. Gene Ontology annotation, molecular function: ATP binding; protein serine/threonine kinase activity.
AUGUCAUCGUCAUCUUCUUGUGCCAAACCGGAAUUCGAAGUGGGGGAAUGUGUAGCAGGAUUCGAAGUGAUCAAGAAGCUGGGAUCCGGAGGAUUCGGAGCAGUAUAUCAUGUGAAGAAAGAUGGAAUGGAGAUGGCAUUGAAGACCGAAUUCAUUGAUGAGGAGAAUAACGAAGAAACUCUGAAAAAUGAGGUUCAUAUGCUUCGAAUGAUGCAGUGGUCGCCUUCUUUUUGUCGUCUUUUCACUGCUAAAAGGAUGAAAUGGUGUGGUCAAUCAGUGAAUAUCAUGGUCAUGACCAUCUGCAACCGUCCACUUUCUCGACUCCGUCGCAUGAUGCCUGACCGGCAUUUCACCAAAUCAACGGCCGCUCGUCUCUCCUACCAACUUCUGGAAGCUAUUCGUGAUCUACACUUUUCUGGAAUUAUCCAUCGAGAUGUGAAGGCGAGUAACUGUGGAUGGCAUGCGGAGAGUCGACGAAUUCUUCUCUUCGAUUUGGGUUUCAGUCGCAAAUUUCUCAAAGUGGACCCAGCGACUUUAAAAGUGAGUCAUCGAAGCGCUCGUAAGGCUCCAGGAUUCAUGGGAACCAGCAAGUACUGCAGUGUUUUCGCCCAUGAUGAACUCGAUCAGGGAAGACGUGAUGAUUUGUGGGCGUGGCUUUAUUCAACUGUUGAGCUGUUUCUGGGAACUCUUCCGUGGAACACUGAAGAAAAGUCAAUUCUGGUGAGCAAAAUGAAGAAGAGAGUCGGAAAGAAAUUGUUCUACAAGUGUCCACGUGAAUUCGCAUUGAUGUAUGAACAUAUCCGUCAACUGAAAUUCGACUCCUCCCCUGACUACCAAAUGAUGAUGAACCUGUUCCAACAGAUGAAAAUUCGUCUCGAGAUCGACGAAUCCGAUCCAAUGGAUUUCGAAGAGGGAUCCGCAUUUUUCGAGGAAUAUUUCUGUGGACAAACGGAUUCGGAGAAAGAAAUGAACAGUGACUAUCAGUCAACGAUUCCAGAUGUUUUGGAAUCUCAUCGUAAUCGGAAAAGUGAUAUUGUGACAUUGGGAUCGAGAAGUGCUUCGAGUGAUGAUGAGAAUAAACUUGGAAGACUUGCCGCUGGCUUCAAUCGUGCAAUCAAUCGUUUGAUGUCUUUUUAG